Messenger RNA from Prosopis cineraria, 1533 nucleotides. RefSeq names its product protein ACCELERATED CELL DEATH 6-like. NCBI's taxonomy places the organism in Eukaryota, Viridiplantae, Streptophyta, Magnoliopsida, Fabales, Fabaceae. Gene Ontology annotation, molecular function: protein phosphatase 1 binding; protein phosphatase regulator activity. The record is from RefSeq and is a predicted model, not a curated record. Bases 1 to 1533 code for a protein of 510 amino acids. The transcript has 3 exons. Gene Ontology annotation, cellular component: plasma membrane.
AUGGGUUAUUACAAUAAGUUUCUUGAUGUCUUGGAGAAAGUAUGCAGAGAAAAACAACUUGAUUGUUCCACCAUAAUAUAUCAAGCCACUCCUUCGGGUGAUUGGUUGCUUCAUGUUGCAGCUGAAUAUGGAAGAACAAGGAUUGCAGAGCUGCUUGUUGAUAAUAAUAUUUUACUGAUUGUGACAAACAAAAGGAAGGACACUGCACUUCAUGUUGCCGCAAGAGCUAAGAAUAUUGGAGUGAUGAAGGCCAUGCUGUCAAAAUUUGACGAUGCUAGCAGUAAGGAUAACUUUAUAAUGUUACCCAACAAGGUUGGGAAUAUAGCUUUUCACGAAGCUAUUAUGAGCAAAUAUCGUGAGGGGUUUGAUUUCCUUUUAAGUGAGCAAAGCAAAAGUACUUUGUCCUUCUAUUGGGACACUCAGCCAGCAGAUUCACCAAUGUAUGUGGCAGUCCAAAGUGGGGACGUUGAAAUUCUUCGUCGUCUCUUGCAGAUUCCAUUUCCAUCGGACCGGGUCAUUUAUAAGAACCAUGGAAACUCUCCACUUCAUGCCGCCAUAUCAGAACGCAAUAUUGCUGUUUUGAAGGAGAUAGUAGACAAAAAAGAAGAGCUGAUGUUCCUCAGACAUGAAAAUGAAAACACGCCCCUUCAUUAUGCAGCAUAUACUGGUUACGUGGAAGGUGUUCGUGAACUUUUAAACAAAUCCCCACUUGUUGCCUUUCAACAAAAUGCAAUUGCAAGUAAUCUUCCGAUUCACGUUGCUUGCUGUGCGGGCCAUGUUCAGGUGGUUGAAGAAUUUCUAUGCGUACAAGGGCCUUGUACUAGUUUUUGGCUCAAUAACGAAGGUCAAAACAUUCUUCACAUUGCAGCAAUGAGAGGACGAAACAAAAUGUUUGGAGCAUAUAUGAUUUUAAGAACUGCUGGUGGUGCCUCGCCCAAUGAAAAUAAGCCGAGAGAAUCACAACCUGUAGAGAAUAAAGAAUGGAAUGUACAUGAUGGGGCCAACCCACUCAUAAUUGUGGCCGUACUGGUAGCCACAGUGACAUUUGCAGCUGGUUUCACAGUACCAGGUGGGGUAUACAGUUCGGAUGACCCAAUUCUUAAAGAAAGAGGCAUGGCAGUGUUGACCGAUCAAACCCUGUUCAAAAUAUUUAUGGCUUUCAACACGAUUUCUAUGUAUUGCUCCACUAUUGGUUCUGUUAUUCUUCUUUGGAUGCAUAUGGGUGAUCGUCGUUUUUCAAUACGAGCUUAUCAUAUCUCUAGAGUUUUUGUCCAGUGGGCUCUUAUAACUAUGCCAGUGGCAUUCAUGGCUGCCAUACGUUGGGUUGUCAGCAAUAACAGCUUGAUUGCAGAUCUUACAAGUGUCAUUGCAUUCAUCUUCAUUUUCCUUAGCAUAUGUCUCGGCGUUUUAGGAUAUUUUCCUAUGGGAUCACCUUCCAAUUUACGUCAAGUUGGACAACUUCUUCUUUGGACUGGUAUCAUUUUAUUUUAUGGGAGUAAUGAUAUUGGAUUGUGGAAUUCAUCAAAGCGAUGA